AUGGCGGUCCUCUCGAAGCCCCUAGCUGCGGCGUUUACGCUUUCCAUGGCUCUCUCCGGGGCCUUUGCUUCACCACUUGCAACCAGAAUCGAAAAGAUCAAGCAGCUACUUGGCCGAGACACCUUCGAGUGGACUGCUCUGGGAGACUCGUAUUCCUCAGGUGUCGGAGCUGGAGAAUACACCCCAAACUCCUACCGCUGCCUACGCUACGAUCAUGCAUAUCCGGUUCUGAUGAAUAGUGAUAAUAGACUACCAAACGGUGAUCACAAAGAUCUAACUAUGAAGUUCAACAAUGUCGUAUGCUCUGGAUCUAGCACCGAAGAUGUCGACGACUAUCAAUUCUACGACGAACCUACCUCCAAUGAGCCGAGUUGGCAAUUCGGUGAGCGACCAGCGUUUGGAACGCCAGACCUCGCCACACUGCAAGUUGGUGGCAAUGACAUUGAUUUUCCUGGUAUUGUAUUUAACUGUAUCUUGGAAACUUCCCUGCCCUUUGGGGCUGGCCCGCCAUACCGCACAUGUGACGAGCAAAGACAAAUCUCUAAGGACUUGAUCAAGGACCCUAAGCUCGUGGACAAUAUCAGUAACACCAUCAAGAGAGUCGUCGACAAGGGUCGCAAAGGCCCAAUCGGUGACAAGUUCAGGCUCUACGUCCCUGGAUUCCCACAAUUUUUCGACACUACCACUAGUGAAUGCGACACAGUCACAUUCGCUCGAACUGCCAAUCCAAACCCGGACGGAAAAGAGCAUACGAAAAUGACCCAAGCGAUCCGAAAGGAGUUCAACGAAAUGAGCGUCGGUCUCAACAAAGCCAUCGCAGACGCAGUCGAGCGAAACAAGGACCAGAAUGUCAAAUGGAUCCCCAUCGACGACCAAAUGAAAGGCCACAGAUACUGCGAGCCAGGAGUCAAAGAGCCCGAUCAGGAAAACGACAAGCUCUGGCUUUGGCACUACCCGUACAACGAACCUGACGAGGAUAACGACGUUGAUGGCCCGCUACUGAAAGCCUACCAAAAUGUCACAUCCGAUGUGGACUUCAAGACCAAAUUCAAAACCUAUGCUUCGUUCGAAAAUGAGCUUUUUGCAAAUAUUGAGGGUGAUAGCGCCCAGGCAAAGGGAGUCUACGAUCCGUUAUGGCGCAAAGUCGGAGACAGAGUCAAGGUUUUCCAUCCUCAAAUUGCUCUGCACGAAAAGAUUCGUGAUUUGGUCCUCGAUCAAUACACCGAUGACAUGGGCGGACUCUCACAACCCCCACCAACAACAGUUCCUGAGAAGAAUGUAUGCCACGGCAUCAAUGGUGAUACCUGGGUCAUGCACUUCAGUACAGCGAUCAAGAACGCGGACGACUUCUGUAACCAAGACUCCAAAGAGGUAACCUACAACCAAGGCAGCGUCGACGAACUCAAGAUGUCUGUCAAGGCCCCCAACAACCAAGAUAAAGGACCCAAGGGGGCGCCAGACUGCGCCAACCGUUUCAAAAACGCUGUUAUUGACGGCUGCGAUGGUAAUGACCCGGUUAACAACCCUCAUAAUUAUAAAUUCGGAUCUACCUUUACCGCGACCGAUGGAUGGGAAUACACCAUGACACCUCUCAGCAAGCAAAUCAACCAAGUUUCCUGCGACGUAUCUUAUAAAUUCCUCUGGGACUCCUUUGAAAUCCGUGGUAAGAACCUGCCUGACGCCAAACUCGGCGCCGAGGGCGAGGGCCUCAAGAAGCAGCUUGACGGCUGUGGAAAAGUCAGUGAGUAUAAGUUUGAGCGGACGCCUAAUGAUGUGAAGUUCCAGUGGUACGCACAUGGUCAUCUGCCGAUUGGUACUAAAACGUGUGUGGGCGAUGCUUUGGUCACUGCUGGCGGAUCUGGAGACGGUAGCUGUCAUGGGCCUGGGAAACGUGAGGUUGAGGAGAGGGAGAUUGGUAUUGAGGAUUGGCCGGGGUAUGGUGAUGACAGUAAGCAUGUUUUUGGGAGCGCUACAAAGAGGGAUAUUGGUAUUGAGGACUGGCCGGGGUAUGGUGAUGACAGUAAGCAUGUUUUCGGGUCGUCUGGAUAG
Molecule: messenger RNA, 2049 nt
Organism: Venustampulla echinocandica
Lineage: Eukaryota; Fungi; Ascomycota; Leotiomycetes; Helotiales; Pleuroascaceae
Product: SGNH hydrolase
Exons: 2
Coding region: 1-2049 (682 amino acids)
Biological process (GO): triglyceride catabolic process
Molecular function (GO): triacylglycerol lipase activity
Source: RefSeq, a predicted model, not a curated record